This is a messenger RNA of Acipenser ruthenus (sterlet), 1086 nucleotides long. Its product is annotated as probable G-protein coupled receptor 148. The record is from RefSeq and is a predicted model, not a curated record. Gene Ontology annotation, biological process: G protein-coupled receptor signaling pathway. The transcript has a single exon. Bases 1 to 1086 code for a protein of 361 amino acids. Lineage: Eukaryota; Metazoa; Chordata; Actinopteri; Acipenseriformes; Acipenseridae. Gene Ontology annotation, molecular function: G protein-coupled receptor activity. Gene Ontology annotation, cellular component: membrane.
AUGGAUGUUCCUCCCAGCCUGCAUUUUUUGGUGUGCAGUUUUAGGAGCCUGCUUAUUAAUGGAUCCAUCACAUUUGAAAAGACUGCCGGCAUCUUCAACAACUCCCACUUGCGCUCUGAAAUGCUGGCUGAAUUAAUGAAAGAAUGGAGACAGCAUUUACCGCUCUGGCAGAUGAAGAUGCUCUUGAUUUGCCCUAUAGCAUGCUUUGUGGCCGUCUGGCUGGUCAUCCCACUGAUCCUACUUGCCAUCUUCUCAAACCCCAGGAUUCGUCAAGAGACCCGCUACCUGCUGCUUGCCAAUCUUUUGCUGUCGGAUUUAAUAUAUGUGUCUCUGUACACCCUGGGCACUUGCUUCAAUGCGGGGUACGUGCUCAUGUCUAAAGAGGCUUGUGCUUGUCAGUUGUUCUUCUUGGGGGUAUCAUAUUGUGCUGGGGUACUCAGUACCAAGGCAAUGGUGCUGGACAUCUCCCUGGCUGUGCUGCUGCCUCUCCGCUACUCGUCCCUUUGCCCAGUUUCGAGGACUAAAAAGGUAAUUUUAUUGACGUGGAUCUUCUCCUGCAUUUUACCCUGUGUCUCUAUCAUUUUCUUCAUGACCGUUCAGGAAGAGAACAUUUGCACAAUGAACAUUUGUUCCUUGCCAUUAUUGAUUGCACACACAGUGAACAGUUACAAACCUUUAAGAAUGUUUCAUGUGGUUUCAGUCACGGGAAUGCUCAUGUGUUUAGGACUCAUCCUGGGCUGUUAUAUCAUGCUAUACUGCAAAACAAAGCAGUCUGGGAUAUGGACCGGUUUUUUCGCCAGGGCAAAGGGGACAUUUUUAAUCCAUUACAUCCUUUUAUUCCUGUCCUUCUGCCCCUUACUGUUGAUUGUGGUCGAAACGUUGCUGUACUCCAAUGACUUGAUGGAGAUAAGGACAGGGAUGUGGGUGACAUUAACUAACUGUAAUAUGUUAAUGAUGCUGCCCAAGGCAUUGACACCCUACCUGUAUGGGUUCAGGUACAAAGAAAUAUCCAAACCACUCAAAGCUUUUUACAGGCUUAAAUGCCCAAGACACGCAGUGUCCCCGGUUACAGCAAAUCCAGAGUGA